AUGAUGCAAGAGGCUGACUACCCAGAUGAAACCAAAAGUCAAUUUCUCACUUUUUACCGCAAUACCAUUUGCCCUUUACUUGCUACCAAGCCUCGCCCUGACUCUCGGCCAACGGCAGUCGGCUGGGAUGGCAAUCCUUUCGAAUACAGUUUCGAGUUUAAGGCGUCGACCAAGAAAACAGGCGUGCGAUUUGUGCUAGAUCUUAGCGAAUAUCGUCCUCCUAACUUGGAAAACCCAUUGAGUUUGGAGACUGUAGAAAAGGUGCUUGACGUUUUAUCCGCCAAGAGUCCUCUCUAUGAUGAUCAUUGGCACCGAGCACUCGAGCGGUGGUUUGCCUACUCCAAUCGAUCAUCCGAGAGGCAGAAAGAGUUGGUGGCCAAAGUCGGCUACCAAACGCCAACCAUCCUAGGCUUCGACAUUAACCCUAAGAUUACUAAAUUGGCUCCCCACAUGCUUCCAGUCAUGGUAAAGAGCUACUUCCCUCCGUGUUUUGUGUCCGCAGACCGAGGUUUUUCGAGAUUCCAGUCUCUCGCCUUGGGUGUACGACAGCUGCCUGAUGUGGGCUGCCAUCCGAACAUUCUGCUAGGUCUUAAGAUGAUUGAAGAUUUCGUUGCCGAUAACCCGCAGUACGAAAACUGCGGACGUGGACUAUCAACUGAUUUUGUGCCUGCCGGAAAGGCACGUCUCAAGGUGUACCUGCGUUACUGGGGCGACUCGUUUGAUGAAAUCUGGGACUACUAUACAUUGGGAGGCCGCAUUCCAAUCGCUGACAUUGAAAACGAUAAAGAAAUCAUGCGUGAACUGAUUGCACUCUCGCGUGGAUCCGAGUAUUCAGCUGAGAAGAUUAGGAAAGAAUCCGAGCAAGAGAAGAAGCGUCGAGCCAUCUUUGGCACGAAGCCAACUUCUCUCUAUUUCUCGCUCACGCCUGAUAAGCCAUAUCCAAUCCCCAAGCUCUACUUCUAUCCUGCCUACCAGGCGCCAAAUGACGAAGCGAUUGCCCAAGGUAUCGAUAUCUGGUUCAAGAAAUGGGGCUGGUAUGACGGCGGUAGUUCCCUCGAACAAAAGGUUCAAAAUGUCUUGUAA
Messenger RNA from Exserohilum turcica Et28A, 1083 nucleotides. RefSeq lists its product as uncharacterized. The transcript is spliced from 2 exons. The record is from RefSeq and is a predicted model, not a curated record. Gene Ontology annotation, molecular function: transferase activity, transferring alkyl or aryl (other than methyl) groups. Gene Ontology annotation, biological process: alkaloid metabolic process. Bases 1 to 1083 code for a protein of 360 amino acids. NCBI's taxonomy places the organism in Eukaryota, Fungi, Ascomycota, Dothideomycetes, Pleosporales, Pleosporaceae.